AUGAUAACGGCGUACAGACGAAACGGAACAACAAUCGCAGCUGCGUCGGUGGUGGCCUCGACACGGACAGCGACCGCAGCGGUGCCCAUGGACUACCAUGCGAUCCAUGGCCAUGAUGUGGCCAACUUCAGCACGCCAUUGACUCAUCGAGUUUUGACCGUGUCGGCUGCCGAGGCCGAGGCCGCUCUACUAAGCCCGUCGCCGGCAUCGCCAACUGCGUCUGAGACUGCACCGUCACCCUUGCGUUUCGUUGUCAGCACGGGUGUCGCAACGUUGGAUGCCAUCCUGGCCGGCAUCGAUCAGCCAACCCAGACUAGUGGAGACAAGCCACACAGCGACGAGCCAGCCAAGGGGGCCGAAGCAGAUGGAGACGCCACACAACGAGAGGCGAGCCCGGAUACAGCAACGACAGGAAGGAACGCAGCAGUAGGUACCGCGGGAGGCGUCCGCCGUGGUCAACUGACAGAAAUAUGGGGGCCACCCGGUGUGGGAAAGACAGCCUUUGGGAUACAACUCGCAGCAAAUGCACUGCGCCAAGGUGGUAGUAGUGUCUGGAUCGCAAAAGACUGCUUCCAGAGUCUCUGCUACGACCGACUUGGCGAUGUCUACGACAGCCGAUGUAGCGGGGUCGACGGUGCCAAAGGCCUGGAAGAUGGUUUUGUGCAUUUUGUCUGCCCGAGUUUACCACACUUCAUUGCGAUGCUGUGUCCCCAACCACCAGCGCAACCGCCAUGCAUUCCAGCGGACACGACGCUGCUCGUCAUCGACAGCUUGUCUGCUCUCGUCAACUCGGCACUUCCAAGGGCCGUUGAGGGGAAGGGACCACCGCUUAUGGCAAAUGGGAAGAAAGCCCCCAGUCCGUACGACAAACGGGCUCAGGUUCUCCAGUGCGUGGCGGCGGCACUGGAACGGCUCGCCGAGACACGCAACAUUGCCGUUGUUGUUCUCACCCAGUGUGCCAGUCGCGUACAGACGGAGCGCGGUGCCGCACUCGCCCCGGCCCUUAAUGGUGUGGCUUGGGACCGCGGCAUCACAACGCGCCUGGUCUUGUUUCGGGAUUGGGCCUGGAAAGACAACCGGCCUGUUGGUGGGCGCUUUGCCGGGGUCCAGAAGCUCAAUGGAUACGAGAGCGACACGGGUAUCGACAGCAUAGUCGGAUUUGAUGUUACAGAGGUCGGCCUCGUUGAGGAACACUACACAGCCGUCCCGCCACGGUCGUCCAUCUACAAACGGAAACUCGGAGAGACGGAGCUUGUCCCUCGGGGCGGUGAUGACGAUGACUAUGGCUGGGACGACGAGGACGAGGAUAACCUGCCCAGCAUGCCACCACAGUGGCAGGGCAGUGAGGACAUCCUCCUUGGUCAUCGGCGUUACGAUGAUGAUGAGGAAGAGGCAGAUGAGGACGAAUAUGAGGAAGCCGACAAGGAUGAUGCUGGCGGUACGGAGACCGCUGCUAUUGAGGGGGGCAGGCCAGAAUCGAAGGACGGUACAAGCCCGCGAAUACAGCUGGCCGGGACAAUAAGGUCACCUCGGAGCAUCGCAGACAGUGAAGACGAUUCCGAUUUCUAA
Sporothrix brasiliensis 5110 is the source of this 1569-nucleotide messenger RNA. RefSeq lists its product as uncharacterized. The transcript has 5 exons. Bases 1 to 1569 code for a protein of 522 amino acids. Gene Ontology annotation, biological process: reciprocal meiotic recombination; meiotic DNA recombinase assembly. The record is from RefSeq and is a predicted model, not a curated record. Gene Ontology annotation, cellular component: replication fork; Rad51C-XRCC3 complex; Rad51B-Rad51C-Rad51D-XRCC2 complex. NCBI's taxonomy places the organism in Eukaryota, Fungi, Ascomycota, Sordariomycetes, Ophiostomatales, Ophiostomataceae. Gene Ontology annotation, molecular function: crossover junction DNA endonuclease activity; four-way junction DNA binding.